Molecule: messenger RNA, 3391 nt
Organism: Cyprinodon tularosa
Lineage: Eukaryota; Metazoa; Chordata; Actinopteri; Cyprinodontiformes; Cyprinodontidae
Gene: intu
Product: inturned planar cell polarity protein
Exons: 17
Coding region: 78-2906 (942 amino acids)
Biological process (GO): nervous system development; vesicle-mediated transport; cilium assembly
Cellular component (GO): cilium; cytoplasm
Molecular function (GO): protein binding
Source: RefSeq, a predicted model, not a curated record
UAUAUAUAUAUAUAAUUACGAAUAACUUUUUUAUUUUAUUUACUGAUAAAAUUACUUUAAAACAUGAAACCCGGAGGAUGUUCAAUCACAUAGAUGGAAAUUCCUUCUCAAAUAACUUGGAGGACUUUGAUUCAAUCCGCACUGUUCUACUUUACAGUGACCUGGAACCAGAAUGGCUGGAUGACAUUCAGAAGAACGGGGAACUUUUCUACCUGGAGCUAAGUGAGGGAGAGGAAGAGGCGGCGUUGGCCCGUGUUGCAACCAACCAGUGUUUAUCCACCAACCACGUCCGCUUCAGUGAAAAGGAGGCAGAGGUCAUCACAGAACAGACUAACACAGAGAGACGCGGCUCGCGGAGGAAAGGCGAGCCUGCGCUCAAAAAGCUUGCUAGGAUCCUGGGGAGGAAACGGCGUUCCUCUCAGAGGAAAGGAGGGAAGGAUGGCAGUAGAGGCAAAUCAACUUCAUCACCUCCAGCUUCCAUCCUAAAGAAUCAGCCAGGCCAGCAACAGGGUGUGACUGUUCACCAGCGACGACUGAAGGAAGUGUGUGUCUAUUUAAACCCUAAACGCCUGGCGAGUUCGCCAACACCACUGUGUGACAGAGGAGGACUGCUGGAAGCACUCCUGGGGGUGGUACAUCGUCCUGCCUGGACUGAAGUUCAGAAAGACCAGAGCGCUGUCCAACAGGAGGGUAGACUGACUGUCCAAGGGUUAAUACCAAACAGUCCAGCUAUAAAAUGCGGUCAGAUAUUAAUUGGCGAUGUGCUUCUAGCAGUGGACGACGUUGAUGUGACUUCUGAAAACAUCGAGAGGGUUCUGUCCUGCAUCCCGGGACCAACACAGGUGAAGCUAACGUUGGAGACGGUGGAUUUAGUAGAUAAAGGGGGUCCCAGCGACCCCUCUACAGCCCAUAUGAUGAAGACCUCUCCACCUGCGAGCCAGCUGGUGCGUUUGUUGUGGGGGGAGGACAUGGCUGAGCUCCAGAUGGCCAUAGGAGACAUCCCCCAUAUUGUCAUGUACCUCUCACUGAAACUAGACUCAGCAUCUCUGCAGGAGGAGGAGGAAAUCCUAUACCAGUAUCCGACGUCUGAAGCGUCCAGCCAGCUGAAAGGAGUCAGAGGCAUCUUCCUUACUCUGUGUGACAUGCUGGAGAACGUCACAGGCGGCCAGAUCAUCAGUUCGUCUCUGUUGCUCAGGAAACAUCUGGUUCACGUUGGCUACUGGAAGGAGCACAAUAACCUGCUGGUCGUCGGCCUUCCUGCUGAGAGGGUUCCUCUGCUAUCUCUGCAGACGGUGGUUGGUGAUGUGGUGCGGACGUUAAAACUGAUGUACGGCUCCUUGGACAGCGCAUUCUGUAAGGUGGACCACGCUCCCAGGUUGGACCAUUUCUUCUGCUUGUUCUUCCAGCAGCUCAUCCAGCCUUGGCGCCUGAUGGAAGGCACCUCCCCCUUUUCGCCGGAUGUGUCAGGGAGCCUCUUUCUGGAUGGACUUCCGGCUGUCCAAUGGCUCACUUUGCCGCCUGAAAUAAAGAUGGAGGUGGACACAGUUCUCUCUGAUUUUGAGUCCUCUGACUUUGGAGAAAUGUCCGAGGACUUCUUUGGCCUGCGGCGUCUUUAUGUUAUACUCGGCUCCUGUUUGUUCUAUAAGUCCUACCUGAUCGCCAACCACCUCCCUAAGGAGGACCUGCUGGACGUGUGUCUGUACUGCCAACACUUCUGCCUGCUGCCUCUGGCGUCAGAACAGCGAGUUGGUCAGCUCGUCAUCUGGAGAGAAGUGUUUCCCCAGCAGAGAGUCAACGGAGGCGUCAGCUCAGCGCCGGGCUUCACGCAGCCUCAGGGACGACACUUCCUCCUCAUAGUGGGGCUGAGGCACUUCAUGCAGUGUGUGCUGUUGGAGGCGGGGGGAUGUGCGUCUCCAGCUCUGGCUUCUCCAGGACCUGAUUGUGUUUAUGUGGAUCAGGUGAAAGCAACCCUUCUGCAGCUGGAGGCGUUGGAGGCAGGGAUGGAGGAGCGGCUCAAUAUCCCCUCCGCUCCCUGUCUGUCCUGCGCCGACUGGUUCCUCCCUGCCUCCACGACACGGGAUCGCCUCGACAGCCUGGCGUCCUCCUCCCCCGUCCUCAGCAAGCUGGCCGGGGCCAUUCGAGGGUCCCCAUCCGGGUCUAGAGGGCGCAGCCUGUUCGGCGAGAAGUCCCGCAGGUCCAGCCCACAGAGGAGCUUGUUGGACAGUGAGGUCCAAAUGGAUGCGGGGUCCGGGUCCGGUUCGUCAGGGGCUCAAAGCAUCAGCCCUCACUCCACCCCGGGUUCAGCGAGAAGGCUUGGAGGGAGGCGGGACUCUCUGGGGUCUGAUGGGAGCGGAGGCCUCUUUAAGACAUCCAGGAUGAAGCACCCAAACCCUUUCUACCUCGGCACCCUAAGGAAGACCCUGACUGAGAGGGAGACAGAGGAAAUGUACAACACCAUAAAACUGACUUCAGGUACAGAGAACACGUUGUUUCACUACAUCCUGAUGGAGGCUGUGCAGGGGAUCUUCAUCGCUCCCACUCACAGAGAAGUGGCUCAGCUCAGCGGCUCCAUCCACCCUCAGCUCAUACGCAACUUCCACCACUGCUGCCUCUCCAUACGAGCCGCCUUCCAACAGAGCCUGCCGGCCAGGGGUCGCCGUGCAGCUGAACGGCCUCAGAGGUCCGGCUGGGGUCUGGGUCCGGUUAAAGAACACGGGGUUCUGUUUCAGUGUAAGCCAGAGAACUGGACCGACCAGAGGAAGCCCGCCCCCACCAUGACUUACUGGGUCAUAGGGCGGAUGUUGCUGGAGCCGGUUCCUCAGGAGUUCUAUGUGUGCUUCCAUGACUCUGUGCCGGAAGUUCCUGUAGAGAUGGCGUUCAGACUGUCCUUCGGUUUGGCUUUAUGAUGCGUCACCCUCAUCAGGAUUGCUGAUAGAUUGAAGACAAUGAGACCAUUUCCUGCACAAUCUCAGGAUUACUGUAGAGGUUUCUGAUCCUAACAGUGAUUUCCAUCUUUAAAGGUCUUUAGUUUAAAUGGGGUUUUUUUCUGCAGAUAAGCAGUGGAGCAUGACUGAGGCUUUUUGUGUUGAUAAAUGACAAGCAGACCUCGACUUCAGUGCCUUUUUUCCCUCACCAUUAAGCCUGGUGAGCGUCUCACCCAGUGAAUACCUCCCUCCCACUAUCACCAGCUGGUUUUUGUGCUGUGAACUUGACCUAAACCAGUAAAAAGGAAAGGAUGCUGCUGCAUGAAUCUCCAGCCAGUCAUGCUAGAUUGACUUUUUUCACUUUCUGUAUGGAAAGUACUAAACAUUUAUUUUUAAUUUAAAUUUUGUAUAGUUUUAUAUGGUAAAACUGUUACAUAAUAAACACUAUUUGACAUGAAUAUAAAAUA